AGGUCCCCGCCCUCCACCCCGAGCAGCCAUUGCGUGCCUCCGAAUUGGCUCCCCUGCAAUUAAGCCCCGACCUCGCCCCCAAACCCCAAAAGGGGCCGCGCGGGGCAUGCGCCUCUUUCCUCCGAGGGCAGGCGGGCGGCGAGGGCUUCUUGGGGUGGCCGGGUGUCCCUUCCCUCUCCUUGGGCUGGUGGCUGCCACCGUCUCUGGGUGGGUCUUCCCGACUUGUGGGUGAAGGUCGCUUCCCCUUCCACGCGUGGGCGCGGGCUCCUUCUCCAGCAUGACCACGUCUCCCGACUACCUGGUCGUCCUCUUCGGGGCCACCGCCGGGGCUCAGGGGCCUCUGCUGGGCUCCGACGAGAGGGAGCUCAUCCAGCUCCUCUGGAGAGUGCUGGACCUGGCCAACAGAAAGGUGGGAAAUCUUCACGAAGUGUUGAUUGGGCCUGAUCAGUUGGAGUUGACCCAGGAGUGCCAAGAAGUGACCAAUAUUGCCGAAGAAAGCUUGACCCUGGCCCCGCAGCUGGAACAGGCGCUGAGACAGUUUAAUCAAUCUGUGAGCAAUGAACUAAAUAUCGGUGUAGGCACUUCCUUCUGUCUCUGUACUGAUGGGCAACUUCAUAUUAGGCAGGUUCUCCAUCCUGAAGCCUCCAAAAAGAAUAUCUUGUUACCGGAAUGCUUCUACUCAUUUUUUGAUCUCCGGAAAGAAUUCAAGAAGUGUUGUCCUGAUUCACCUGAAAUUGACAAACUUGAUGCUAACGUGAUGGCAGAAUAUCUGAAUCUUGAGAAGAAUAACUCAAUACAGCAUCAUGGAGUAUCUCAAGUGGAAGAUAUGGGAAACAUCAUUUUAACGUUAAUUUCAGAACCGUACAAUCACAGGUUUUCAGAUCCAGAAAGGGUGAACUACAAAUUUGAAAGUGGAACCUGCAGCAAAAUGGAACUCAUAGAUGAUAACACCAUAAUCCGGGCAAGAGGCUUGCCAUGGCAGUCAUCGGACCAAGACGUUGCGAGGUUCUUCAAAGGCUUGAAUAUUGCCAAGGGAGGGGCUGCACUUUGUCUCAAUGCCCAAGGCAGGAGGAAUGGAGAGGCGCUUGUCAGGUUCGUAAGCGAAGAGCACCGCGACCUAGCUUUGCAGAGACACAAACAUCAUAUGGGGAACCGGUACAUUGAGGUAUACAAAGCAACAGGAGAAGACUUCUUGAAAAUUGCUGGAGGAACAUCCAAUGAAGUUGCUCAGUUCUUGUCUAAGGAGAACCAAGUGAUUGUUCGCAUGCGGGGUCUACCAUUUAACGUAACAACUGAGGAAGUGUUAACAUUUUUUGGUCAACACUGUCCGGUGACAGGUGGAAAAGAAGGAAUCCUUUUUGUGACCUAUCCUGACCAUAGGCCAACUGGAGAUGCAUUUGUGUUGUUUGCGUGUGAGGAAUAUGCGCAGAAUGCAUUAAAGAAACACAAAGACUUGUUGGGUAAAAGGUACAUAGAGCUCUUCAGGAGUACAGCAGCUGAGGUUCAGCAGGUACUAAACAGAUACUCCUCUACUCCUCUCAUUCCUCUCCCAACUCCACCUAUCCUUCCUGUACUACCUCAGCAGUUUGUGCCUCCUACCAACGUCAGGGACUGCAUACGACUUCGAGGUCUUCCUUAUGCUGCCACUAUAGAGGACAUUUUGGGAUUCCUGGGGGAGUUUUCUGCUGAUAUCAGAACUCAUGGGGUUCACAUGGUGUUAAAUCACCAGGGUCGACCUUCUGGAGAUGCUUUUAUCCAAAUGAAAUCUUCCGAACGAGCAUUUAUGGCUGCUCAGAAGUGCCAUAAGAAAACAAUGAAGGACAGAUAUGUUGAAGUCUUUCAGUGUUCUGCUGAGGAGAUGAACUUUGUAUUAAUGGGGGGCACUUUAAAUCGAAAUGGCUUGUCCCCACCACCAUGUAAGUUACCAUGCAUUUCUCCACCUUCGUACUCCAUUCCCGCUCCCACAGCAGUCAUCCCAACCGAAGCGGCGCUCUACCAACCUUCUGUGCUCCUUAAUCCGCGGACACUUCAGCCUUCCACUGCAUACUACCCAGCUGGCACCCAGCUCUUCAUGAACUACACCGCAUAUUAUCCUAGUAUGCAGCAGAGAAUGGAUCUGUACACGCAGAUGAGUCGACCAGGUCAGUGCCCAAAGAAUGGAUUUAUCUUUAAAGGUCCAAGCAGUUAGAUAUUCUCAAUAAUAAAGGUUCUACUUAACUUCCUGCACAACUUCAGCCAGCCAAAUGGAGAUUUCUCUGAAACCCUGCACGGGAAAAGUUUCCACUGUCUUGGAUAUCUGCCAAUGUUUUUGUAUCAUUUUUUUAACAUCACUUUACCAUUUUUUUAACAUACACUUUACCAAUGACCACACAGCUCGCCCCCAGCAAUGCAAACUUGUCAUUAAAGCUUUUGGGACAUUCACUACUUGAGAGCACAUUUGCCAAAGUCACAAGGAACAAACAUUGUUGGGUUUCUUUUCCCCUAUCUUCAAAAUGUCAAAUUAUUCUUCGCACAGAAAGGAUCGUACUUGAAAUUAGGGACACUGCUAAAAAUGUGUUGAAAUAGCAUGUCAUGCUAAACAGACCUUUCUUUUUUUUUAAUUUGCACAUGCAUUUUUUAUAUUAAAGACCUUUGAAUUGUAUUCAGCUUUUUAUUAAAAUGGUUCUGUUUUGUAUAUAUUUAUUUGUUUUGAAAUACUUUGGAUUCUAGCCAGAUUUACUUGACAGUGUAGAAAAUGCUUAAGAAUGGAAAAUACAAUAUACUGGCAGGGGGAGAAAUGCUGUAACUUUUGUAAUAUAUAAAUAUAAUAUAUAUAUAUUAAAACGUAUAAACUGUAAUGCUUUAAACUUGUAUAUUGCACAUAUGGCUACUGUAUAUUUAAGUUACUCUGUCCCAGGAUAUUCUGAGAGGGGCAAUUAAUUAUCAGAGUGCACAAAGCCUCCAGCAAUUUUGCUAUUCCACAAAGCCAAUGAUAUUAAACCCCGUUGUUAGGAUCAUAUUACAAACUAUGUGAAAUCAUGGGAAAUGCAAUACAUGUUCACAACUGUGGAGGAAAUAAUUAAGGUAUGUGGCACUGGAGGUUAUUGAGAAAAUGUAAUUAGAAAACCCUCAUUUUGACACUGAAUAUCUCCCCCCCUCCCCCAAAGAUCAAGAAUGAAUUGUUAUCCAAAAGCAUUGAAAAAAAUUAAAUAAAGGGCUAUGUCACUGUUGUAGAAAUUGGUCUGAGGUGCUCUAUAUGGGUUCUGUACCAGUCCGCUACCUGGAUGGUCUUUGAUCCUUGACCAACGUUGCAUUCACAUCUUCCACAAGUAUUAAAACUGUUUUAAAUCCA
This is a messenger RNA of Anolis carolinensis (green anole), 3331 nucleotides long. It is a transcript of the gene esrp1, whose product is annotated as epithelial splicing regulatory protein 1. The record is from RefSeq and is a predicted model, not a curated record. Gene Ontology annotation, molecular function: mRNA binding. The transcript is spliced from 15 exons. Lineage: Eukaryota; Metazoa; Chordata; Lepidosauria; Squamata; Anolidae. Bases 278 to 2188 code for a protein of 636 amino acids.